AGUAAGUCCAUGAAAAUUUAUGUUUUAAAUUUGCCAUACAUAAUACGAAAAGUGAGUUCAAAAUGUCUGGCCUGGCAGCUUUGGCGGAAGUUUGCGCAAACAAACAGUAUCUCCCGAUGUCCUCGCCAGCACCCAAAUCUCCGGAGCUAUCGGACAAGAGCCGUAAAUAUGACCGUCAACUUCGUCUGUGGGGCGAGCACGGACAGACACUGCUAGAGAAUGCCCAGAUUUGCUUGAUAAAUGCUACGGCACUGGGAACGGAAAUUCUAAAGGGGAUCGUCCUUCCCGGAAUCGGAGGCUUUACUAUAGUUGAUAAUGGAACCGUCAGCGAAGAGGACAUCGGGUGUAACUUUUUCCUUGAUAAGACUUCGGUGGGUCAGCCACGAGCUAAAAGUGCUACACAACUCCUGCAAGAACUAAAUCCGGAUGUCAACGGUGACCAUGUCGAGGAGAACGUCGAUCAACUGAUCGACAGUCAACCGGACUUUUUCAAGAAUUUCGAUGUGGUCGUUGCCACCGCAGUAAACGAACGAACAACGGUGCGAUUAUCGAAUCUACUUUGGGACCAACAUAUUCCCUUAAUUGUUUGCCGAUCGCUAGGCUUUUAUGGAGUAGCUCGGCUUCAAAUAAAAGAACACUGCAUUGUGGAAUCUCACCCGGACAGCAGACAAAGUGAUCUUCGAUUAGAGCAUCCUUUCGAGGCACUUAAGAAACAUAUGUCCGUUACGGAGCUUACCCCAAAAGUACCCUGGUUGGUGGUUUUGUAUAAGUGCCUGCAGGAAUGGGUUAACGCUCACGAAGGACGCUACCCAAGCAACUACAAGGAAAAAACCGAGCUAAAAGAUUUAAUUCGAUCGAAAAUGACCGCAGACGAGGAAAACUAUGAAGAAGCGAUUAAAGCUGUUAAUUCUAGUUUUGGUGCGGGAAAACCUAGCUCGCAGAUAAGGGAUAUUCUAGCGGACCAUUGUUGUGUUAACAUUAAUAAGGAGAGUAAUGCCUUCUGGAUUUUGGCACGAGCACUGAAAGACUUCGUUGAAAAUGAAGGAAAUGGGCUGCUUCCUUUGCCUGGAGUUCUACCCGAUAUGACAGCAGAUACGGCAUCCUAUAUAAAUUUGCAAAAUGUUUAUCGCUCCCAAGCUGUGAGCGAUGCGGAAAUCGUCUAUCGCCGUGCAAGGCAGUUGCUAAAAGAAUUGAACAAACCGAACGACUUAAUUAGCGAGAGAGACGUGCGUCUUUUCUGCAAGGAAGCAGCCAAUAUUGCCAUUCUACGUGGAUCCAAGAUCGCUGACGAGUACGAUAAAGGCUACAAGGCAACGCAGAUGUCUGCCGUGUUGGAGGUACCCAGCUCUCUGAUGGGUCACUAUAUAACGCUUCGAGCGGUAGACAAAUUUCAAGCUGAACAUGGCUACCUUCCCGGAGAAUGUCAGGUGGAAGUGGACACAUCACGGAUCAAGAGUCUAGUUAUGAAAAUGUUCAGCGAAUGGGGGAUUAGUACACCUAUCAGUGACGAUCUAGCCCAUGAAGUGUGCCGUUACGGGGGAGCAGAAAUUCACAGCAUUUCUGCAUUUUUCGGCGGUUGCAUCGCCCACGAAUUGAUCAAGCUGAUUACGAAGCAAUACAAACCGUUCGAUAAUACUUUCGUUUACGAUGGAACUACGACGCAAACGGAAACAUUCAAACUGUAAACUAUCGAAAAACCUCCAUUUGCAUAGGAACAGCAUUUUUCAAAAUUGCGAUAACUUACCUAGUUGGCUGUCCAUUGUUCCUGAUUUAAAAAUAAAGAAAUAUUCUUUACA
Molecule: messenger RNA, 1796 nt
Organism: Sabethes cyaneus
Lineage: Eukaryota; Metazoa; Arthropoda; Insecta; Diptera; Culicidae
Gene: APP-BP1
Product: nedd8-activating enzyme E1 regulatory subunit
Exons: 4
Coding region: 63-1685 (540 amino acids)
Biological process (GO): ubiquitin-dependent protein catabolic process; DNA damage response; protein neddylation
Cellular component (GO): nucleus; cytoplasm
Molecular function (GO): NEDD8 activating enzyme activity; ubiquitin activating enzyme activity
Source: RefSeq, a predicted model, not a curated record